Heterocephalus glaber (naked mole-rat) is the source of this 709-nucleotide messenger RNA. RefSeq names its product ATPase H+ transporting V1 subunit G3 (gene Atp6v1g3). The record is from RefSeq and is a predicted model, not a curated record. Gene Ontology annotation, cellular component: vacuolar proton-transporting V-type ATPase, V1 domain; synaptic vesicle membrane; vacuolar proton-transporting V-type ATPase complex. Gene Ontology annotation, molecular function: proton-transporting ATPase activity, rotational mechanism; ATP hydrolysis activity. Gene Ontology annotation, biological process: synaptic vesicle lumen acidification. NCBI's taxonomy places the organism in Eukaryota, Metazoa, Chordata, Mammalia, Rodentia, Bathyergidae.
CUUGGGUUCUCCUUGAGGCCCAACUCUGGCUCAAUCCGGCCAGUUUAGAAGAAACAGCUGCGUGGUUUGCUGUUGACACAACAAGCUGAAUUAGGCCUUAUUCUCUGAAAGAGUAAAUGGGCCUGCCAUUUCCCAGGGUUCACAGAAGCUGUCUGGGACAAGUUGCCAUGACCAGCCAGUCUCAGGGAGUCCACCAGCUUCUUCAGGCAGAGAAAAGGGCUAAAGACAAGCUAGAGGAAGCCAAAAACGGAAAAAGGAAACGACUGAAACAAGCUAAAGAAGAAGCGAUGGCAGAAAUUGAUCAGUACAGAAUGGAGAGAGAAAAGGAAUUUCGGCUGAGAGAAUCCAAGAUAAUGGGCUCUCAGAGCAACGUCUCAGAUGAAGUAGAAGAACAAACACGACAGAAGAUACAAGAGCUGAACAGAAGCUACAACCAGUGUAUGGAAAGUGUGACUGUACAGCUUUUGAGCAUGGUGUGUGACAUGAAACCGGAAAUCCACGUUAACUACAGAGUCACCAAUUAAAUGUACACCACACUGUGCAAAAAAUGAAGUGUGGGUGCCUCCUGCUUGCUUGUAGCUUUGUGUUUAUAUUAACUGAAACGUUAAUCUUAUUGUUUGAAUAUAUACAAAUUUCAAUGUGACAUAAUUCGCAUGUAGGCAUUGAAUUAAACAUAAAUAAAACUGUUGCUUUAUCAUUCCUGAUAACA